CGUAUGUACACAUUGACCUGUGUGAAGUGUUCAUGUGCUGGUAGACCGUUGACCCAUUUUCUUCAUCUGAAGCUCAUCAUCAAGGUUUGCCUCAACCUAAAAUCUUCAUCCUAUUCCGGGAGUUUUAAGAAAACUCGUAUUCGAGUUAUCCUGCUUUAAAAAACGUACUCAACAUUCUAAAGGUACAAUCUGUAUUACUCGUGCAAUUAUUUCCCGCUGGCUGCAAAAGGCUUCUUAUUCCAUUGCAUUUCAAGUUUGAUUGAAGAACUUGAAAGCCCCCAGUCGAUGCUUUGUAUGUUAAAGUGUUCCGUGUGAAGAUGCAAUCUUGAUGUAAUUAUUCAGCAGUAAGAGUCGAUCGAUUUUAUUCGUUAGAUUUUUAAUCAUUUCACUGGCUUCGGGAUCACCAACCCUUCGGGAUCAGGGAAGGUCGGACGGUGCUCCCGCCUCUCUCUUUUCGGACGGAGGGAGUUUCCUUCUGAAUCAGCUGCUAAACGAGGGAAUAACAACUGUUGAAAAGGUACUCAUUGCAAUAUGAAGCCCAUCAUUUGUGGGAACCUGGAUUCAUUUGCUAGAUUUGUUAUGAGCAUGAAGAAUUAGUUGGAUUUGAAUGUAUAUAUUGUAAUGGAAAACUACAACUCUCAGUCUCCCUACCCUAAUGGUAAUAAUAACUCAUAUGGGCAUACUCAAUCUUACCCUCCUCCAAAUCAACCUUACCCUCCUCCUCCAAAUCAACCCCACCUUCCUCCUCCAAAUCAACCUUACCCUCCUCCUCCCAGUUCCGGGGCAUAUACACCCCCAUACACAUACCCUCCUCUCUAUCCCCAGUAUCCACACCCUUACACCUCUUCACAUUCUGGACAUCUUAACUACCCUCCUUCAGCUCCUUCUACUAGUGGAUACCACCAAUCUGGUCCUGUAGAAUAUGGGUAUGCCCCACCACCAUCACAACCAUAUCCCCACCAUGGCUAUAUGCCUCAACUUCCUCCUCCAACUUCUUCCCCUCAACCUACCCUUCAACAUCAUGGCAGUUUCGGUUAUGAUUCAUCUCACCACUAUCCUCGAUCAAUUCCUCCACGUCCAUUAGACAGUCACCCAUCAAGAAUCAAUAUUAGUUCAUUGUCGAGUAUUAGUAGUGUGACACACUUUGAUCAACCUGUUAACCCUUCGGGUUACCCACCCGUGGAAGAUCUGCUAGCAAACAUGCAAAUGUCAGAGACUCGUCCUUUAGGACCUAAUCCUCAUCCAAUGUACCACUCGGGGCCAAUAUAUGGGCAUCCUAAUUCCUCCUUUUCUGGCUGCGAGGCAUCUUCUAUACAAGAUGAGUCAACUCCUCAUCACUGCCCUUCACACUCAGACUCAUUUUUGGAAAUGAGUUCAAAUAAUCAGAGUCUCCAAAUUGUUCCAGUCACACCUUCUAAAGGAUCUUUGAAGGUUUUUUUACUACAUGGGAAUCUGGAUAUUUUUGUCCACGAAGCAAAAAAUCUCCCAAACAUGGACAUGUUUCACAAAACAAUAGGAGACGUGUUUAACAAAUUGCCUGGUAAUGUGAACACAAAGAUAGAAGGACAUAUGAGUCAGAAGAUUACAAGUGAUCCCUAUGUCACAAUUUCUGUGGCAGGCGCAACCAUUGGGCGGACUUCCGUGAUAAGCAACAGUGAAAGCCCCGUUUGGAAGCAACAUUUUAAUGUCCCGGUUGCACAUCACACUUCUGAAGUGCACUUUAUUGUGAAGGACAGUGAUGUGGUUGGUUCUCAGCUUAUAGGAACUGUGGCAAUCCCAGUGGAACAUAUAUAUGGUGGGGGGAAAGUCGAAGGGUCUUUUCCAAUCCUUACCAGCAAUGGGAAACCCUGCAAGGCGGGAGCCGUCUUAAGUCUCUCCAUCCAAUACACACCCAUGGAGCGAUUGAACAUUUACCAUUGUGGGGUUGGAGUGGGACCUGAGUAUAACGGGGUUCCAGGGACGUAUUUUCCGCUAAGGAAGGGUGGAAACGUCACUCUUUACCAAGAUGCACACGUGCCCGAUGGGUUCCUACCGAAUUUGGGACUCGAUUUCGGGCGGCAGUAUGUGCACGGAAAAUGCUGGCGUGAUAUAUUUAGUGCGAUACGCAGUGCAAGGAGGUUGGUGUAUAUAACAGGAUGGUCAGUGUGGCACAAAGUAAGACUGGCAAGGGAUGAUCGUUCCAUGGAAGGGUACACAUUGGGUGAGCUGCUGAAGUCAAAGUCACAGGAAGGGGUGAGGGUUCUGCUUCUCGUGUGGGAUGACCCUACGUCAAGGAGCAUUCUUGGUUAUAAAACGGAUGGAGUCAUGGCAACCCAUGAUGAAGAAACUCGCCGCUAUUUUAAACACUCUUCGGUGCAGGUGCUUCUUUGUCCCCGUGCAGCUGGGAAGCGUCAUAGCUGGCUGAAACAAAGGGAAGUUGGAGUAAUUUAUACACACCAUCAGAAAACUGUGAUAGUUGAUGCCGAGGCAGGAAACAACAAGAGAAGAAUUGUAGCAUUUGUUGGAGGACUUGACUUGUGUGAUGGGCGAUAUGAUAGUCCUGAGCAUCCCAUUUAUAGAUCUCUCCAGACUCUCCACUCAGACGACUACCAUAACCCCACAUUUGUUGGGAGUGUUGCUGGUUGUCCUAGAGAACCAUGGCAUGAUUUGCACUGCAAAAUCGAUGGUCCAGCAGCAUAUGAUAUUCUGACAAAUUUUGAAGAGCGUUGGUUGAAGGCUUCAAAGCCUCACGGAAUUAAAAAAUUGAAGAUUUCAUAUGAUGAUGCGUUGCUCCGGAUUGAAAGAAUGCCUGAAAUUUUGGGUAUAUUUGAUAUCCCAUGUGUGAGUGGUGACAGUCCGGAAGGUUGGCAUGUUCAGGCAGAUCUUUCGUUCAAUAGACUCUAAUUCUGUCAAAGGCUUUCGUAAGGAUUCUAAAGAAGCGACAAUGAAGAACCUGAUGCGCGGAAAAAAUGUGCUUAUUGAUAUGAGCAUACACACAGCAUAUGUGAAGGCCAUUCGUUCUGCACAACAUUUUAUCUAUAUCGAAAACCAAUACUUCAUUGGCUCUUCUUACAACUGGAGUCAGUAUAAUAAUCUUGGUGCUGACAAUUUAAUUCCAAUGGAAAUUGCACUUAAAAUUGCGGAUAAGAUAAGAGCACACGAAAGAUUUUCUGUGUAUAUUGUCAUCCCGAUGUGGCCAGAGGGUAAUCCAACUGGUGCUGCUACCCAAAGGAUUCUUUUCUGGCAGAAUAAGACAAUGCAGAUGAUGUUUGAGACUAUAUACAAGGCCUUAGUGGAGGUUGGACUUGAAGAUUCAUUUUCUCCUCAAGAUUAUUUGAACUUCUUCUGUCUUGGAAACCGUGAAGCUCUUGAUGCUGGUGAUGUGCCAACCACCACUGACAAUCCUGCAGCUGCAAAUAGUCCCCAGGCACUGAGUAGGAAACACAGAAGAUUCAUGAUCUAUGUGCAUUCUAAAGGGAUGAUAGUAGAUGAUGAGUACGUGAUAUUGGGGUCUGCUAACAUCAAUCAGCGUUCUCUGGAAGGGACGAGAGAUACGGAGAUUGCAAUGGGAGCUUACCAACCUCAUCACACAUGGGCUAGAAAACACUCAAAUCCCCAUGGACAGAUAUAUGGAUAUAGGAUGUCUCUAUGGGCUGAGCAUCUUGGAGUUGUAGAAGACUGUUUCACACAACCAGAGUCUCUAGAAUGUGUGCGCAGAGUGAGAUCGAUGGGAGACGCAAAUUGGAAGCAAUAUGCAGCGGACGAGAUCUCAGAAAUGAGAGCCCACCUACUGAAAUACCCCGUUGAAGUAGAUCGCAAAGGUAGAGUUAAACCUCUCCCUGGAUGUGAAAACUUCCCAGACGUGGGAGGUAGUAUUGUUGGAUCUUUUCUAGCCAUCCAGGAAAAUCUCACCAUAUGAUCCCUCCAGUUUUUUUCUUUCUUCACAUAAAGUUCAAAGAUUUUUCUGUAAUUGUAAAAGUAUUGUACCCGGGGUUGACACUUGACAAAAAUUGCAUUUGUGCGGUACUGUAUACUCGGG
Cuscuta europaea is the source of this 4018-nucleotide messenger RNA. The record is from the annotation of a GenBank genome assembly. Lineage: Eukaryota; Viridiplantae; Streptophyta; Magnoliopsida; Solanales; Convolvulaceae.